AUUGUCAUUGGCUAUUAAAUUUUUUAUAAUAAACAAAUAAAACAUUGUUUAUGUUCUUCUAUUUUUGUAUUAUUACUUCAGAAUUUCAACAUUGAGGUUGAAUUACAUUACAAAAAGUGUAAACACACCACUAAAUUUGUGUAUUUUUUUUUCUUUUUUUAAUAUUUAUUAAUUUAUUUUGAGUUUAAAAUGAGUGGUACUAAAAAUACGUCAUAUUAUAAAAAUAAUAUUUAUAAUAAAAAUAUUAAUAAACCAUUUAAAUUAAAUAAUUUAUUUAAUAAAAUACAAAUAAAUGAAUGGACAUUUAGUUUGUCUCUUUUUUUGUUGUCAUUGUCAAUUGUUGUUGUCAAGGUUUCUCUGCUUUAUGGUACUGGAUUACCAAAAACAAUAACAGUUAUUAAUUAUGAAAAAUUGACAAAUAUUUCAAUGGCUGUAUUUGAUGAUAAUAAUUUAAUAAAUAAAUUAAAUAAAACACAUUUAUAUCAUGAUGUAUUGUACAAUAAUGUUGUUGAAUUAACUGAUAAUAUUGGAUGGUUGAUAAAAGCUGGUCUAAGUGGUUUAUCAGUUAUGGGAUUUACAUGGUUUAUUGUUUACAAAGACAGUUGUGUACCAGGUGUUAAUCCACCAUCACCAUUCAGUCCAUCAAAAAAUAAAAAUACGCUUAAUGAUAAUUCAAAAAUACAAAUGAAUUAUUUAGUUGGUGUCAUCAAUGGAGUACUCAUUUUUAUAUACAUGUGUCUUUAAAAAUUCAAAAAGAAAAAAAGAAAAAAUUAACCAGUGAAGAUGAACAGUUUAUACGAAUAUUUAUAAUUAAUUUAAUUACUUCAUUACAUUUAGGUAUUUAUCAAUCAUUAAAUAUAAACAAUAACAAAAUUUAUUUUCUCUAUAAAAAUUAAAUAAUUUUAUAGAAACAGUAUUCAUCUUCCACCUUACAGUACAUGAAUUUAUUCAUCAAGUAUUAUUAUUUUUUUGUUUGUUUCAAUCAAAAUAAUAGAUAUAUUAUAAUUUAUGUUGCUCAAAAUAAUCAUUUAUCAUUUAAUUAAUUAAUUUUCAUAUAUUAUUGUAUUCUUUCUACUUAAAAAUAUGUAUUUUUCUAAUUAAUAUUUAUUUCAUACAUUUCGUUAUGAAAAUGUAUAAUUAAAAAUUAAAGAAAAUGUCUGAUAAAUUCAGCUGGAAAAAAAUAAGUGUAAUAUUUAUUUGUUAAUAAAUAAAUUUAAUCAUAAACUAUAAUGAUUUUUGUAUGUUUUUUUAAUAUGCAAUUGAAUUUUCUGGUUUAACAAGGUGAUUAUUUUACCAUUUUAAUUGCAUUUGUGCCAAUGGAAAUUUUUGUGGCAAUAAAACACUGGCCUUCAGCAUGAUUCAGCGAUAAUUGUUUGACGUUUUUUUUACAUGCUAGUAUGAGUGUUUUAUCAAAGCAAAAUAUACAAAUUUUUAAUUUAAAAAAGUGAGUAGUUUAUUGUAUAUAAAUUCAAGGUUGUAAUGAAGCUUACAAAUUUUAAA
This is a messenger RNA of Aphidius gifuensis, 1500 nucleotides long. RefSeq lists its product as uncharacterized. The record is from RefSeq and is a predicted model, not a curated record. NCBI's taxonomy places the organism in Eukaryota, Metazoa, Arthropoda, Insecta, Hymenoptera, Braconidae. The transcript has 3 exons. Bases 190 to 744 code for a protein of 184 amino acids.